AUGUGCAUCAUGGCGGCCUUGGUUGGGAUGAGCGCGGAGUUCCCGUUCAUCUUGGUUCAUAAUCGCGACGAGGACUGGACAAGGAAGACUUUCGAUGUGCAGGACAACGGAGCUGUCAUAGCGGCGAUCGAUAGCAGGGCAGGUGGAACAUGGAUGGGGUUGCACAAGGAGACUGCUAGAUUCGCUGCGCUUACGAAUGUGAGAACAAAACAAAAGGUACCCACUCCGUCCAAAUCACGGGGAAGAAUGGUUCAAGACUACCUCGAGAGAGGAAGCGAACAAUGGGAGGACUACUAUGCUUAUCACACGUAUAUGCUCAUGAGAUGCUGGUUGCACUGCAGCGAUAUCAGAGCAAGGCAACAUGGCGAACCAGAAGUUUACCUUCGCACUUGUGUUCCUACUGUUGGUGGGGGAGAAUGCACAUGGGAAACUGUGUGUGAACGACUGGACUCUGGACACGUGUACUGUAUCAGCAAUGAAGAAUGCAGAAGUGUAAACACAGCCAACUUCCCGAAGUGCGCCUGGCUCAAGCAAGAGCUUGAGCGAACAAUCAAAUCGUUCAAUGUUGAAAGCAAAGGGAAAGAAGGCGCACUGAAACUUGCAGAAGCGAUGAGCAUAGCGAUGUCCUCUACAGUGAAUUUUGCUGAGGAGAGUCUACCCGAUAUGAGUUUUAGCCCUCUCACCAAGGAGCAGGAGACUAUCUUGCAAAGGGGCCCGUACAUUCACGGGCCGAGUGCAGGUUUUGAAAGCUACGGGACUCAGACACAGACGAUUGUCAUUAGCAGUGCGAGCAGCAAGUCAAUCUAUUACUUUUGCAGGAGAACAGAAGGCUCGGCAGACGCCCUUUGCCUGUUUCGAGGUCCAGUGAAGUCAAUGCAUUACAACUGA
Guillardia theta CCMP2712 is the source of this 888-nucleotide messenger RNA. RefSeq lists its product as hypothetical. NCBI's taxonomy places the organism in Eukaryota, Cryptophyceae, Pyrenomonadales, Geminigeraceae. The record is from RefSeq and is a predicted model, not a curated record. Bases 1 to 888 code for a protein of 295 amino acids. The transcript is spliced from 8 exons.